Messenger RNA from Amphibalanus amphitrite, 1783 nucleotides. RefSeq names its product ribosome biogenesis protein WDR12 homolog. The transcript has a single exon. Gene Ontology annotation, biological process: ribosome biogenesis. The record is from RefSeq and is a predicted model, not a curated record. Lineage: Eukaryota; Metazoa; Arthropoda; Thecostraca; Balanomorpha; Balanidae. Gene Ontology annotation, molecular function: protein binding. Bases 506 to 1768 code for a protein of 420 amino acids. Gene Ontology annotation, cellular component: preribosome, large subunit precursor.
CAUAGCACCAGUAAAGUCUGAUAUUGGUCCUCUGACGUCAUCAACACUCUUGUUUUCUAUUUGCGGUUGGAAUCAGAAACAAUUUUUAUAUGAGUGGUGUUGGUCACUGUUUUUAUCUUCUAUCAAUUAUAAAUGCUUUAAAGCUACAUGCUCUAAAGUAUCAGUUAAAAUUGUCAUGCAUUUUUGCUUAAAAAACAUUUGUCGCUAUCUAUUCUAAUGACAUCAUUAUUUGUAAGAAUUUGUAACUUUUGUCUAGAUUUCAGUCCUUUUUUGUCGCAGGUGCGCAAUGACUGAAGCUGUUGAAUAGUGAUGAAAAAAUCAAUUUUUGAAGAGAUUCAUAUUAGCUUAUUGACGCUAUUUUGCAAAUAUUUUGUUUUGACUGUCAGAGGAAACGAGCUUACUUUCGAUGUAUCGGAAAAAUAUAUCAAAUUUACGUCCGAAUCUUGUAGCAGAUGUCAAAUUAUUAAUUAAUCACCUCUAAAUUGCCAAACAUACCGGCGGCAUCAUGGCAGGCGUGGGUGAUGAAAGUGCUCCUCAUAUUCAAGUUAAAUUAACUACUAAGCAAGAGCGAUAUGCGGUGCCAGAUACGCCAUUCUCAGUUCCUAUCACCAUUGGUCAUGACGAGCUCAAUAGCUUGAUCAACAGUCUGAGAAGUGAAACGACAGAAGGAUCUGCUGAUGCUGAGUUCGACUUUCUUAUCCAUGGCGAAUUUCUUCGCCAGUCGGUCAGUGAGUUCCUGGUGGAAAAGGGUAUAUCUUCGGAGGCUGAAGUGGAAAUUGAGUAUGUGGAAAAGGCUUCACCCCCAGAACCAGAAGACAGCCUUAUGCAUGAUGAUUGGGUGUCGGCUGUGGAGGCAUCUUCGACACUGCUCCUGUCUGGCUGCUAUGAUUCAACAUUGCACCUGUGGACGCCAACCGGCGAGCACAAGCUGACCAUACCAGGUCACACAGAGCCUGUGAAAGAUGUGUGCUGGAUAAGCCAUGAUGAGGACAUCUCUACCUUUGCGAGCAGUAGUAUGGACCAGACUGCACUGCUAUGGAAGUACAGUCACUCUGGAAACAGCAUUCAGUGUGUAACUGUCUUCCAAGGACAUUCCAAGAGUGUAGACUGUGUAGCGGGUCAGAAUACUGGCAAUCUUCUGGCCACAGGGUCAUGGGACUCGACCAUCCACAUCUGGAACACUGCUGCAGCUCCAGAUGACUCCAAGGAGCUGCAAGUCAAGAAGAAGAGGAAAACAGUUGGGAAAGCUCCUGUUGCAACCCCAACCAUGACACUGUCAGAGCACAAGCAAGGAGUAUCAUCUCUAGCCUGGCUUUCACCCUCAGAACUGGCAUCAGCAUCGUGGGACCACACCAUCAAGCUCUGGGAUGUGGAGCUGGGGGGCAUGAAAAGCCAACUUGCAGGCAACAAGGCAUUCUUCAGCAUAUCAGCAUCCUCAGUGAAUCACACCCUUCUGGCAGCCUCUGCGGACCACUAUGUCCGUCUGUAUGACCCAAGGUCCAGUGAGGGCAGCAUUGUGAAGUGCAUGUACUCGUCCCACAAGGGCUGGGUGACUGACGUCUGCUGGAGCUCAGACAGGGAGUACGAGUUUGUGUCAUCAGGUCAGGACAUGAUGGUGAAGCACUGGGACUCCAGGGGCACAAAGGCCCCUCUUUAUGACCUGCAGGGUCACAGUGACAAGGCGCUCUGCUGUGACUGGUCGAACCCAGAGAGGAUAGUCAGUGGAGGCGCAGACAACGCUGUCAAGGUCUUCUCCAUCCGCAAAUAAAUGAAGUGACUGUGA